GUAACCCUUUCAAAUUAAUUUUAAAAUAUGUUUUCCAAGAAAGUCACCGUUUCAAAGGAAGAACUCCAAGAGUUUCGUAGAGUUUUCGACAAAUUUGACAUGAAGCAAAAACGCGAGGUACCGAUAAAAAAACUUGGACACAUGAUGGAUAUUUUUAAUCAAAACUUCACGAAAUCCUACAUUAAAGAUUUAUCCAUUGCACUAAACUACAGAAAAAAAGGCAAGUUUACUUACGACGAUUUUUUAAGGAUCGUUGUACCAAAGAUGAUACUGAAGCAAACUAGAAUGGAACUUCGUGAAGUUUUUAAUGUUUUGGAUAGAAGCGGUAUGGGGUAUAUUUGCGAGGAAGAUUUAGCAUAUUGUAUGAAAGCUUUAGGUGUGGAUAAUAGCAGCGAAAGGGUACAGGACAUUUUGAAGGAAUCGGACUUGGAUGGAGAUGGCAAAGUCACGUUCGAAGAUUUCUGUAAAAUAUUAACCACCAAGUAAAUUGAAAAUGUAUUUUUUAUUAUUAUCCUUGUAAUUAUUUUUCUUAAAAUUUGUUGUGUAUUUUAAAUAUUACCCCUUUUAUUAAAAU
Messenger RNA from Brassicogethes aeneus, 574 nucleotides. Lineage: Eukaryota; Metazoa; Arthropoda; Insecta; Coleoptera; Nitidulidae. The record is from the annotation of a GenBank genome assembly.